Molecule: messenger RNA, 676 nt
Organism: Scutellospora calospora
Lineage: Eukaryota; Fungi; Glomeromycota; Glomeromycetes; Diversisporales; Gigasporaceae
Source: the annotation of a GenBank genome assembly
AUGGACGUCCUUAUAAGGCUUAUGCAAGCAGACUAUAUUGAAGAAGCUGAUCUUCAAAACUUGAAGCAAUAUAAGUACGGUGCUAUAGAUAAAUCGCCCAUAGCAAAUUAUAUUCUUAAGUACUAUUGGAACUGGGCUAUCGAUUUAUUUCCAAGAUGGAUGGCUCCUAAUUUAAUAACUUUAUGUGGAUUAGGAUUUGUGUUUAUUAACGUCUUAACCGUUAUCUAUUGGAUUAAUGAUUUAGUAGGACCUGGUCCACAAUGGCUUUACUGGACUUUUCCACUAGGUUUGUGGCUAUAUUCGACAUUUGACAAUGUCGAUGGCAAGCAAGCUCGACGUACCGGGACUUCUUCACCUCUCGGCGAACUAUUUGAUCAUGGCUGUGACGCAUUAAGUUGCUCUUUCGGGGCGGUAGUUCUUGCCGGUGCCUUAGGUUUAGGACAUACUUAUUAUGCUGCUGCCUUUCUUCUCGUAAUUAUCGUACCAUUUUAUAUGUCCACCUGGGAAGAAUAUCACACUGGGGUGUUAUAUCUUGGAUACUUUAAUGGUCCUACCGAAGGCGUCCUGGGUGCCUGUAUAUUAAUGAUAAUCUCUGCAAUUAAAGGUCCAGGGUUAUGGAUGGAUGAAUUGAGAAAUGUAUUGAAUCCCGUGCCAGAAUUUAUUCCACCUAAUUGGU